This is a messenger RNA of Podospora pseudopauciseta, 1552 nucleotides long. RefSeq names its product Ubiquitin (gene UBI4). The transcript has 2 exons. Gene Ontology annotation, cellular component: nucleus; cytoplasm. Gene Ontology annotation, molecular function: protein tag activity; ubiquitin protein ligase binding. The record is from RefSeq and is a predicted model, not a curated record. Bases 532 to 1449 code for a protein of 305 amino acids. NCBI's taxonomy places the organism in Eukaryota, Fungi, Ascomycota, Sordariomycetes, Sordariales, Podosporaceae. Gene Ontology annotation, biological process: protein ubiquitination; modification-dependent protein catabolic process.
GUGGAAUUGAGACAAACAAAGGCGAAACAUAAAACCGUGACCAUCACGGACUCAUUUGUUGCACAAGUCCGCAAAAGUCGAACUGGAACUUCCAGUGCUUAUUCAUCAACUCCGGUUGUGGCAAGAGCUGCGCGGCGAGGCUGGUGUUAUCAGACGGACCUGAUUGCCCUUGUUCGCCCCACAGCAACAAACCACCGAACUGGCUCUGACUGGCCCGUUCUGGCGCCUUCCCUGCACUUCCCUGCCUCUGCCUGGGCCAGAAGGUGGCUCCUGCCCCGGCCUGACACAUGAGCUCAGCCACCCCGCGCCCGCCUGCCUUGAACCGGCAGCCCGACUCUCUCUAUCCUGUUUGCUCAUUGACCGACCGACCGACCUAUUUAACUUCCGCCCGCUCCCAUCCUCCAUAUCUUUUCUCUUUUCCUAAAACCACUACACAACUCACCCUCUUGAGCCAGCCAUCAAGAAAGGCCAUCUCCCUCCAUCAACGAUAUCAACUCUCAUCACACAAGAAGCGAACCAUCAGUCGCCACGAUGCAGAUCUUCGUCAAGACUCUCACUGGCAAGACCAUCACCCUCGAGGUCGAGUCGUCGGAUACCAUCGACAAUGUAAAGGCCAAGAUCCAGGAUAAGGAGGGCAUUCCCCCUGACCAGCAGCGCUUGAUCUUUGCCGGCAAGCAGCUCGAGGAUGGCCGCACCCUCUCCGAUUACAAUAUCCAGAAGGAGUCUACGCUCCACCUCGUCCUCCGUCUCCGUGGCGGUAUGCAAAUCUUCGUCAAGACCCUGACCGGCAAGACCAUCACCCUUGAGGUGGAAUCUUCCGACACCAUCGACAACGUCAAGGCGAAAAUCCAGGACAAAGAGGGUAUCCCACCCGACCAGCAACGUCUUAUCUUUGCCGGCAAGCAACUUGAGGAUGGUCGCACCCUCUCUGACUACAACAUUCAGAAGGAGUCCACCCUUCACCUUGUCCUUCGCCUCCGCGGUGGUAUGCAGAUCUUUGUCAAGACUUUGACCGGAAAGACCAUUACCUUGGAAGUGGAGUCGUCAGACACCAUUGACAACGUGAAGGCAAAGAUCCAAGACAAGGAGGGCAUCCCGCCUGACCAGCAGCGCCUCAUUUUCGCUGGCAAGCAGUUGGAGGACGGCCGGACUCUGUCCGACUACAACAUUCAAAAGGAGAGCACCCUGCACUUGGUGUUGAGACUUCGUGGUGGCAUGCAGAUUUUCGUCAAAACCCUCACCGGAAAGACGAUCACAUUGGAGGUCGAGUCUUCGGAUACGAUUGAUAAUGUGAAGGCCAAGAUUCAGGACAAGGAGGGUAUUCCUCCUGACCAGCAGCGCCUGAUUUUUGCUGGCAAGCAGUUGGAGGACGGCCGGACUCUGUCCGAUUACAACAUCCAGAAGGAGAGCACACUCCAUCUGGUGCUCCGUCUCCGUGGUGGACAGUAAGCGGGUUAUGGUUAUGCAUCUGGGAUAUGAAUGAGGCGUUCAGCGUUAUGGGUGGUUGACCGACAUGGCAGCCAAUGGUUUUUUUGGGUUCAUCUAAGCACAU